UGUUUGUUUUUUGUUUACCCCACUGGUGGCAUUUCCCCGUGCCUGUCCCCCAGCUGUGCAGAAGCUGAUCUCCUUUGGGACAACCCAAGAUCGGAAAAUGUUCCCGUUCCACCACGCCCCGGACAGGCUGGGGGUCGAGAUGCCGGGGGUGCGGGGCAGCCCUGCCCUGGGGCCGGGCUCUUACCUGGGGCCGCAGGUGGUGACCCCUGGCCCUGGCACGUACCAGCCCAUCCUGGGGCAGGAGAGGAGGUGCCAGCCUGCCCGCGCCCCCUUCUCCUCCAGCAGCCCGCGCUUCCCAGAAAGGAUCCUGGAGAAGGAGCUGUUCCCUGG
Ficedula albicollis (Collared flycatcher) is the source of this 330-nucleotide messenger RNA. It is a transcript of the gene CIMAP3, whose product is annotated as primary cilia formation. The record is from RefSeq and is a predicted model, not a curated record. Gene Ontology annotation, biological process: regulation of cell projection organization. The transcript is spliced from 2 exons. Gene Ontology annotation, cellular component: ciliary basal body. Gene Ontology annotation, molecular function: cytoskeletal protein binding. The annotation marks the transcript as partial. NCBI's taxonomy places the organism in Eukaryota, Metazoa, Chordata, Aves, Passeriformes, Muscicapidae.